This is a messenger RNA of Dalotia coriaria, 3151 nucleotides long. RefSeq names its product Chromosome transmission fidelity 4 (gene Ctf4). Gene Ontology annotation, cellular component: nuclear replication fork. NCBI's taxonomy places the organism in Eukaryota, Metazoa, Arthropoda, Insecta, Coleoptera, Staphylinidae. Gene Ontology annotation, molecular function: chromatin binding; protein binding. The record is from RefSeq and is a predicted model, not a curated record. Gene Ontology annotation, biological process: DNA repair; DNA-templated DNA replication; mitotic cell cycle.
CCAAAACUCGUCUUUUAAGUUUUUAACCUCAACUGUCCAGCGACUACUUAGAAAAGUUUCAAAGCGCAAAAAAUAAAUUUAUAAGAUUGAAAAACUCCUCCAAACAAUGGAAAUCGAUAUUCAACCGUUACAUUAUGGACAUUCCAGUGGUCACACCGAUAUUACCUACUCUACAGACGGAGAACAUUUAAUUUCUGGUGGAGAUGAUGGUGAUAUCCGCAUCUGGAAUGGGUUUGAUGAUGCAGAUCCGUUUCAAACCGCACUGGGCGAAGUUGUAUUAUGCACAAAACAAAAGAAUGAUCACUUGAUUGUGGCUACUGACAACAACAAAGUUCAACUUGUUCAAUUCCCAAGUGGUGAGAGGGAUGGAUUCCUCACAAGAUUCACAGCACAAGUUAAUCAUAUUGCUGUUAGUCCAUCACACAAUUGGGUUGCAAUAGGCUCUGAAGACAUGACAACCCAAGUUGUGAAUCUUGAAUCUAAAGAAGUAAAAAACAUGCCAACAAUGAAAGGGCCAAUUCUAAGCCUUGCAAUUGAUCCUUCACAUUCUUAUAUUGCCAUAGCAUGUGGUGAUAACUCUCUGAAAAUAAUAAACAUUGAAAAUCAAGAUGUGGUCAAAGAAUGGAAUAUUGUAGCUAAAGCUAAUUCAUUUGAAAAUGCGGAAAAUCUAUGUCGAAUUGACUUUGACUCUCAAAAUAAAUACCUUGCUUACCCACAUGACACCAGUGUAAUUUUAAUUACUAUUAAUGAUUGGUCAGAGGCUGCUAAACUAAGUGCAAAUGAAGUUGAUGCAAACUUUUCAAUUGUUACUUUUUCGCCUAGUGGAAGUUAUAUUGCUGCAAGUUCAACCGCCGGAGACAUUUGCAUAUGGAAUAUUGAAACAUUAACUCUCACAGGACGAGUAAAACACCCCAAUGAUACUAUUAUCACCGCUUUAUGCUGGAACCCAAAAGAAAACGGCGAGUUGGCAUUCAGUGAUGCAGAGGGAUAUAUUGGCCUAGCCAUUAAUUGUUGCACCACUUCUACAACUAAUAAAAAAGUAUCAAAACCAUUACCUGAUGAAAUUGAUGAAGAUAAUGAUGUAAUGAGUGAUGCUGAUGGUGAUGAUCCAAUCAACGCUGAAAAAAUGAUCGAUGAUGAAUUUGCAGCUGCGUUUAAUGACGAUGAUGAUGAAGACAAUGAAAAUGCUGUUUCUUUAGAGAAAUUAAAACGCGAUGUGAUGGGUCCUGUUGAUAAUGAACAGGAGGAUAAAGUUUCAGUGCGUUCUGCUUCACCGCGGCCUAGAUCACGCACUCCGGAACCACCUUUACAGGAGAGUUUCAUGCCGUCGUCCACACCAGAGCAUUUAGAUCCGAGAUACAUGUGCUGGAAUGAAAUCGGCGUGAUUAGAUGCUAUGGGUCCAAUUUGGAAGAUGAAGAAGAGGGUUCCAGAUCCAUUGAGGUGGAGUUUCAUGAUUCAGCUAUGCAUAAUAGUAUGAUGAUGGCAAAUUAUAAUGGUUACACGAUGGGGUCGAUUAGUUCGGCGGCACUUGCAGUUGCAAACGCAAGUACUAUAAAUAUUGUUCCUCUGGGUUCAUCCACCAAACAAUGGACCCUCAACGCGCCGGGAGAAGACAUUGAGAUUGUCUCCCUUGCAGCUUCUCACAAUCUCAUCUGUUUCGGUACUAACAAAUACCAAAUCCACGUUUGUACCAUUUACGGCGUGCAGAAAGCAGUUUUUUCCGUGCCGGGACCAAUAAUCUGCACGUCUGCUUGUGGAUAUGUUCUGAUGGUUGCUUAUCAUGCUGGCAAUUGGCGUAAAACUGACCAGAACGUUGAAGUUCUUCUGGUAAACCUCGAAGGAGCUUCUAUUGAGUGCCGCCAUCUUAAGUCUGCCAUUGGUCCAGAUGCCACUUUACAGUGGUUGGGAUUUACUGAUGUGGGCACACCAGCCAUGAUGGACUCAGCUGGAAUCAUCAGCUUGCAUCCGCUACAGAGUAAUAUUUGGCUGCCAUUUUGUAACACGAAGAAACAUAUGAAGAGUCCAUUGGACGGUUUCUUUGUUACCGCGAUUAAUGAAAGCUCACAGGCGGUCAGAGGUGUCAAAUGCAAAGGUAGUUUGUAUCCACAUCUGACACCGGUGCCGACUUUGAGUGAAUUAACUAUGGAGCCGCCAUUUUGGAAUAUGGACACUGAGAAGCAUCAGUUGGAGGCGAAUUUGUGCACGUGGGGGAUGCUACAAGUAGAAAACACCUCCAAAAAGUUGAAGGAGACUGCACUUAAAGCUUUUGCACUGUCUGCAAAGAAUAAUUUCGAUCAACGCGCUCUAGAAUUGAUGGAAACACUACAAAACCCAGCCAUAUUGAAUUUAGCGCUGAAAUACGUCAAUAAAUUAGGCAAAAAAAGACUUUCUGAAAAACUUAUCGAGUUAGCUACGAAAUUAAACGUUGAUGAGGAUGAUCUAGACCAAACCGAAGUCUCCACACCGUCAAAUGUGAUCAAACCCAGGCAGAAAUUGGUAUUAACAAGCACUGGGAAAGUUUUAAACAAAAGUAAAUUGCUUUCGACACCUACAAGUUCACCUGCUGUUAAUGCCAAUACUCCAAACACGCCCACUCAAGAAUCACUUGCAACUCCCCUCAGCUUAAUAUCACAACAAGACAUUGCAAUUUUGGGCGAUGAACCGAAAAAUCCGUUUCUCAAAAGUCUUAAAAAGACAAAACCGGAAGCUUACAAUCCGUUAAGUCUCACCGAUAAAUUCGCAGGAUAUUCCGAUGCUAAGGAGAAGGAAAACAAGACUGAAGGAUCAACUGAAAAGAGGAAGUUGUCGGAUACUUCCCCAGUUGAUAAAUCAAAGGAAAAACAACGCAAAUUGGAUAAAUUCAUGUUCAAACGCACUUAAUUGAUAUUUAAAACUGUCACCGCAUUUAAAGCUUUUAUGUGUAUCACUACUUUUAUCUAAUUAUCUAGUUUUGUUAUUUUUACUAUUUAAUUAUUGAGUUAUUCUAUUAUUACUACUACUUGCGCGGAUCUGAGUAAAUGCCUUUGGCAAACAUUGCUUGCCACUCUGUUCCACAAGGAUACUCGUACUUGAUCAGAGUGUCCUUCGUGAAUGUAGUGCCGUAGCCAGGAAACUUUAUAUUCAAAUAUAUUAAUUAUUUAUGCAUAAGAA